AUGCCACCGCUGAUCCAAGAGGGUAAGCUCACCUCGACCAUAUACUCUAUCAUCCGGGACCAGGAGUGGGAUCAGGCAAUUGAGAUCCUGAAGGACCAGUUGGCCCAGCACCCAGGCAAUAGAGCAGCUCUGUCGCUUCUGGCCUUCUGCAACUAUUCUGCUGGGAACUACGAAGAUGCAGUCAGCCUUUACCAAGAGCUCUGCCAGCGCCAUCCAACAUCUGAGCGCUACCAGCUUGCUCUAGCUAAUGCCCGCCUCAAAGCUGGGAUGGUUCAAGAGGCCUUAACCAUUAAGGACGACUCACACAACGCCAUGGUCAUCAAGGCGUAUGCAAAACAUGAGCUGGACGAUAGCCUCGGGCUGGCUACCCUCAUCGACGCACUCACAAAGCGCCCAACAGAUGACCCAUGUGUUUUUUGCCUCAAAGGGAACGCCCUGCUAAAGGCUGAGAAAUAUACCGAGGCUAUAGAGCAAUACAAUGCAGCGCUUGCAAUCAAACCAGACCCUAGAAUAUAUUUUGCUAAGGCUCUUGCGUGCUAUCGAGAAAACAACUUCCCCCUCUGUCUUCGUACGCUAAAUGAGCUAGUAAGCUUAUCCGCCAAGUUAUAUCCCGACCUUGCUGAUGCAGCCAAUCGGUUUGCUGCCACUGACGAGGUUGCAAGAGCCACAAUGAUGAGCUAUCAGGCACGCCCCAACGAGGUCCUGGCAUCAUCCCUCAUUGAGGCGUUUAAUCUCAAGUCAGCAGUAGCGUGGAUCCUUGGAGAUAAAGAGGCACAUCUCAAUGCACUGGACUCUAUGCCUCCGCGCAAUCUGGAGGAUCUAGACCCCGUCACACUGCACAAUAGAGCUCUGGCAGAAAUGGAGAAAGAUCCCAAUGCUACCACUGAGAAGCUUCAAUGGUUGAUCACCCAGCCGCCCUUUCCGGUUGAGGCGUUCUCUAACCUUAUUACAAUCUACAUACAGUAUGGGUUGUUUGACCUUGCUGCAGAUCUCAUCGCGGGCAACAGACAACUUGCAGUCUCAUCACUCGACCCGGAUAAGCUUUCCUUCUUUGAAGCUGUAGUGAGUUGUGCCACCUCACCUGAGGAGAGCUAUAUUAAGCUUGACACAUUGAAAACGCGCUAUGCAGCGGCCAUUCGGCGAAUCAAGAAUGAGAUAAUUGAGCUGAGAGGUAAUGCAGACCAGAAAGAAGCCAAGUUGUCACUGGGUGGAUUCACAAGUGCCCGCCUCACAGAGAUGUCUCCCGAAGAGAUGCAGUACAACACUCUUACUCAACAAUUUGAUCAGAAGUUUGGGCUUUUCGUCCCAAUGGUCUGCUGGCAAUGUGGCAUCCUCUAUGAGAUGGGCCGCUAUACGGCAGCAAGCUCAGUAUUAAAGGCACAGGAAGACCUAAUACAUAUGGACCCCACUUAUUAUCUCAACACAGCGCAUAUCUCCUUCGCUGCAGAAGAGUAUGGCAAGGCAACAGAGGAAUACAAGCUUGUCGUCGAUGCAACACCCCCCUCCGAUAUUCUUUCCAUUUCAGCCGUGGCACUUGCUAAUCUAUGCGUGGGGCUUAUUCUUAUCAAUUUAAACAAAGAAGCAGAGACGUUAAUGCACAUUGUGGACGUCGCCGAGAAGGAGAGGUUGGAGCAGACAGAGGGGAUGGACGUGCAUCCACCCUUACACCUUUGCGUGAUCAACUUAGUGAUAGGGACACUCUACACCGUCCGUGGAAACAUAAACUUCGGCAUAAAUAGAAUAAUUAAGGGACUCGAACCCGUGUCCAAGCGUUUGAGUCCAGACACAUGGCUAUACAGCAAGCGCCCUCUUCUAGCGCUGGCAGAGGCAUCCGCGAUGUCAAUGGGCGGGCCUCCAGACGAAGCCCUCAUAGACAGAGUCAUUUUCUUCUUGGAUGAAGUGAUUGUUUAUGGAAAGGAGAUGGCCACUAUAGGAUCCCAGGCAUACAUUGGAUUUGUAAAGCACACCACGAUCGCUGAAGAGGCGCGCAGCCUCAAGGCUCUGUUUUUACAGUUCUAUUGA
This is a messenger RNA of Giardia duodenalis, 2022 nucleotides long. RefSeq names its product putative TPR repeat family protein. Lineage: Eukaryota; Fornicata; Diplomonadida; Hexamitidae. The transcript has a single exon. The coding region runs from base 1 to 2022 and encodes 673 amino acids. Gene Ontology annotation, cellular component: intraciliary transport particle B; axonemal microtubule. The record is from RefSeq and is a predicted model, not a curated record. Gene Ontology annotation, molecular function: protein binding; intraciliary transport particle B binding. Gene Ontology annotation, biological process: intraciliary transport.